This is a messenger RNA of Exophiala spinifera, 954 nucleotides long. RefSeq lists its product as uncharacterized. Gene Ontology annotation, molecular function: methyltransferase activity. The record is from RefSeq and is a predicted model, not a curated record. The transcript is spliced from 2 exons. Lineage: Eukaryota; Fungi; Ascomycota; Eurotiomycetes; Chaetothyriales; Herpotrichiellaceae. Bases 1 to 954 code for a protein of 317 amino acids.
AUGCCUGGCAGGCAGACUGUCCAGGAGUAUGGGAGACUCUAUGGCACUUUCAGAAGAGGUCAGUAUAUGCUUCCUCAUGACCGCAUGGAAGCCGACAGGCUCGAUCACAUGGAGGAGGUGAUUUCGUUAUGCAGGCCCCCGAGCGAAGCGAGGUUCACCUCUGUCAACCUUGAGCCCCUUAGGAGGGCCGUGCAGCCGCUCGAGGAGAGGGUGCGCAUCCUUGACCUAGGCUGCGGCUCGGGUGUAUGGAUGAACAAAAUGGCGAGACACCUUCCUAAUGCUGAAAUCGUCGGUCUCGACAUUCAUUACCAGGCCGCCGACUUUGUACCGCCCAACGUUUCAAUAAGAGCGCCGUGGGACUACGAAGCUCCAUGGGCAUUGGGAGAAGAAUCAUGGGACAUGAUCCAUCUCCAGAUGGGCCUGGGUAGCGUAGCGGAUUGGAUGGGCCUGUAUCAGAAGAUCAUCCGCCAUCUUGUUCCGGGUACGGGCAUCUUCGAGCAGGUCGAGAUCGACUUUGAACCUCGAUGUGAUGACGGCUCCCUUGCGCCAGACACAAGACUGGUGGAUUGGUGGCACCGAUAUCUCAAAGGAUCCUAUGAUAUCAUAGGGCGAAGAAUCACAUACGACCCUAACAUUGGGGAGAUGCUCAAAGCGGUCGGGUUCAGACAAGAAGAUAUCAAGCACGAGAUGUACCGCAUCCCUCUGAGUCCGACAGCCAAGGGGAACCGACAAGCAGGCUUGCUUUGGCAAGUCGCCAUGUCGUCUGGAGAUGACAGCAGCCUCACAUGCGGCAUGGAAGCUAUGAGCCUCCGGCCGUUGUGUAGUCUGAACGGUUGGCCUGCAGAGCAUGUGAGACGACUGUGUCAGGAAGCCAGUCAAGACGCGGCGCACCCUGCCGUAAAUGCUUACAAUAAUCUGCACAUUUGGACCGCACGAGCUCCUCCAAAGAAGUGA